This is a messenger RNA of Lepidothrix coronata (blue-crowned manakin), 3289 nucleotides long. RefSeq names its product endoplasmic reticulum metallopeptidase 1 (gene ERMP1). The transcript is spliced from 15 exons. Gene Ontology annotation, molecular function: metalloexopeptidase activity. Gene Ontology annotation, biological process: proteolysis. The record is from RefSeq and is a predicted model, not a curated record. Bases 1 to 2664 code for a protein of 887 amino acids. NCBI's taxonomy places the organism in Eukaryota, Metazoa, Chordata, Aves, Passeriformes, Pipridae.
AUGGAGCGCAGCGGAGACACGGCCGUGUGGCGGCUCCGCGCCACCGCCGCACAGCGCGACCGCCGCCAGCCGCCGCCGCGGGAGGACGGGGAGCGCGGGGCGGGCGGCAAGAAGCGGGGCGGGCCGCGGCGGCGGCCGCUGCUGCCGCUGCCCGAGGCGCGGGGGGCGCCGCUGGUUCUGCUGUACCUGCUGGUGCUGCGGGCGCUGGCGCAGGUGUCGCACCGGCAGCUCCUGAGCAGCCCGCCCGCCGCCGCCGGGCCCCGCGACUUCAGCGCCGCCCGCGCCAGGGAAUACCUUGACAACAUAACAGCAAUUGGGCCCAGAACAGUUGGAAGUCCAGAAAAUGAAGUUCUUGCAGUUAACUACCUCUUAGAACAAAUUAGGGGGAUAGCAGGAGAAAGUACAGAUGCUCACAAAAUAUCUGUAGACAUACAGAGGCCCACAGGCUCCUUCAGCAUUGACUUUUUAGGAGGCUUUACUAGUUACUAUGCAAACAUAACCAAUGUUAUAGUGAAGCUGGAACCUCGAAGUGGAGCUGAGCAUGCAGUAUUAUCCAAUUGCCACUUUGAUUCUGUACCAAAUACCCCUGGUGCCAGUGAUGAUGCUGUUAGCUGUGCAGUGAUGCUUGAAAUACUUAGCACACUUUCAAAAUCAUCAGAGUCCCUGCAGCAUGCUGUCAUAUUCUUAUUUAAUGGUGCAGAAGAAAAUAUUUUGCAGGCUAGUCAUGGCUUCAUUACGCAACAUGAGUGGGCCAAGUCAAUCAGAGCUUUUAUUAACCUGGAGGCAGCAGGUGUAGGAGGAAAAGAACUUGUUUUUCAAACAGGACCUGAGAACCCUUGGUUGGUACAUGCAUACGUAGUUGCAGCCAAACAUCCCUUUGCCUCUGUGGUGGCACAGGAAAUAUUUCAGAGUGGUAUUAUCCCAGCGGAUACAGACUUCCGUAUCUAUAGGGAUUUUGGCAAUGUUCCAGGAAUAGAUUUGGCUUUUAUUGAAAAUGGCUACAUUUACCAUACAAAAUAUGACACAUCAGACAGAAUUUUAACAGAUUCCAUUCAGAGAGCAGGUGACAAUAUUCUAGCUGUCCUAAAAUACCUAGCAACAUCAGAAAAGUUGGCUAAAUCUUUUGAGUAUCGACAUGGAAAUGUUGUGUUCUUUGAUAUACUUGGUUUAUUUGUCCUGGCUUAUCCUGCUCGCAUUGGCACAAUCAUGAACUAUAUUACAGCAGCAAUUGCUUUUAUUUACUUAAGCAAAAAAGUAUUACAGUCAAAAACCAGAGCUAUUCAUAACCUGAAGAAAUUAUUUACUGCAUUUGGCUUGACACUGACGAGUUGGGUCUGCACACUGGUGGCCGUGCUUAUUGUGGCAGUGUUUGUCUCUCUCAUUGGACGGGCUCUUUCUUGGUACACCCAUUUCUACGUUUCUGUGUCUCUCUAUGGCAGUGCAGCUGCAGCUAAGCUUAUUCUUGUGCAUAUGCUGGCCAAGAAGUUUUUCUACAAGAAUAUGAAUGAGCAGUACCUGGGAGAUAUUUUUUUUGAUGCUUCAUUGAUGAUUUGGUCUAUAGCAUUAGCUGUGAUGACUCAGAUGGGCCUUUGUUCAGCAUUCAUUUGUACAUUAUGGGUAGCAUUUCCUUUACUCACUAAGCUGAUGAUCCACAAGGAAUUCCACCAAAAAGGUGCCACAAUGAAGUUUAUUGUGAUGUACAUGCUGGGGAUGUUUGUUCCCUAUCUAUAUAUGCUGUACCUUAGCUGGACUGUAUUUGAAAUGUUUACACCUGUCAUGGGACGAAGUGGUUCAGAAAUUCCACCAGAUAUGGUAUUGGCAGGAUUUAUUGUGGUCUUCACUAUGAUACUGUCAUCCUAUUUUGUUAACUUCAUUUACCUUGUCAAAAGUACAAAAACGACGCUAGUAACUUUAACUACUGUGUUUGUAGUCACUCUCAUUCUCGUUUGUAGUGGAAUCUUCUUUCCUUACAGUUCAGAUGCAGCUAAUCCAAAACCUAAGCGAGUCUUUCUCCAGCACACAAGCAGAAGAUUUCAUGAUCUAGAUGGAAAUGUGGUUAAAAGUGAUGCUGGUAUAUGGAUUAAUGGAUUUGAUUAUAAUGGAAUAUCUCACAUAACUCCCCAUGUACCUGAAAUUAAUGACACUAUUAGAACUCCAUGUGAGGAGCAGGCUCCCUUCUGCGGCCUUCCUUGGAUUCUGCCAGUGCAUUUCAUGUUCCGGAAAAACUGGUAUCUUCCUGCUCCAGAAAUUUUGCCAAGAAGCCCCAUUCAAUUUAAAGUUCUGUCCAAGGAGCUGAUGGCCUUGAACUCUGUGAGGUUAAGCUUUGAAGUAUCUGGCCCAAGUCACAUGUCUCUGUACGUUCGGCCACACGAAGGGUCGGCUCUGUCCAGCUGGUCUCUCGGGGAUGGCACACCGGUUGCUAGCAUAGGAGGAGACUACUUUGUGUUUUACUCCCAUGGGCUGCAGGCUGCACCCUGGCACUUCUGGGUAGAGCUGACGACCCCAGAAAAGCAUUCUGAUGGAAUAGUCUCCGUCGCCAUAGCAGCACAUUACUUUUUUGGGGAAGAUCAAAAGUCACCUCAACUCUAUGCCUUACUGGAGAGGUUUCCAAACUGGACGUUUUCUUCUGGUUGGUCCUGCACUUACGACCUUUUUGUCUUUUGACAGCAAUGCUGCAGGGCAAGUAGGGCUAUCUCUGAUGCAGAAUACAGUUGUGGCAAGCACUUUCUAACAAGAUGCCAGAGACUUCAACAAGAAUUUAAAGUACUUCAGCAACAAAUGGUGUUUCUUUGGCAGUUUGACUAUUUAAAGACUACUGCUUUCUUGGGGAUAUAUAUAAUGGUACUUGUGUCAAUGUGAAUGCAGUUCACCUUGGUUCUUCCACUGAAGUGGCAGUUUGGCUAGUGGGUUUUUUAAAAUGAAAACUGCACUUAGUGGCAGCUGUAAUGGGAAGGCUUCAUGGAAUUAUUCUGAUGCUAUGUGAAAUAUAAGUGUACUUCACCUAUAUAUGGAGUAUCACCUACCAAUCCUAUCCGUCCUAUUCAACUCAGAUCUUCAGCUAAAAAAUGCUUGUUCCCUUGGUGGGGCGACAGAGGUGGCAAAGUCCUAAACAUUACUUUUGUCACUGGAUGAAGUCACUGAAAGCUAAGGUGCUUGUGCGGGUUGCAUUCCCACUCCUUAGCAAAUGCACAAUGCAGAAAAAUCAGUCCUAUGAUGGAAUGUGGUAAUUAUCUAUCUUGUCUGUCUAUCUGUCUGUCUAUCUCUCUAUGUAUCCAUCCAUCCAUCCAUC